Ahaetulla prasina is the source of this 2190-nucleotide messenger RNA. It is a transcript of the gene KCNA4, whose product is annotated as potassium voltage-gated channel subfamily A member 4. Gene Ontology annotation, molecular function: protein binding; potassium ion binding; delayed rectifier potassium channel activity. The record is from RefSeq and is a predicted model, not a curated record. Bases 199 to 2190 code for a protein of 663 amino acids. Lineage: Eukaryota; Metazoa; Chordata; Lepidosauria; Squamata; Colubridae. The transcript has a single exon. Gene Ontology annotation, biological process: potassium ion transmembrane transport; protein homooligomerization. Gene Ontology annotation, cellular component: voltage-gated potassium channel complex; membrane.
GCAAUAAACAGAAAAUGGAAAUCUUGUGUUUGAGCAAUAUGCAAAUGUGCAAAUAUGGGAACAUGACAGGCCUAUGCUUCCAAGAAAUUGUUUUCCAAACCCCAGUGCUUUUGCUGUUUUCAUGCAGAACACCGAGUGAUGUCUAUUGAGACAAACAUUUAUUUUCCUUCCUGAGUCUUCUGAACUAACACAUACAAAAUGGAGGUAGCCAUGGUAAGUGCCGAGAGCUCUGGCUGCAACAGCCACUUGCCCUAUGGCUAUGCAGCCCAAGCAAGGGCCAGAGAGCGAGAGAGAUUAGCGCAGUCUAGGGCAGCCGCAGCCGCAGCUGUGGCAGCUGCAACAGCAGCUGUAGAAACAGGGGCUUCUGCAGGAGGAGGUGGUCCACAUCAUCAUUACCAUCAAGAGCAGAGUCGUGGGGCUUCUUCAUCAUCUCACGGUGGGCCUGCAUCACACAGUAGCUUUUAUCAAGGCAAUAGAAGAAGGAAGCAGAGGAGGAAAGCAACCCAUUGUCUUGGUGGUCGUGAGUUUGGUGCCUCUUUUCCUUGCUCUGAGUUGCUACCACUCAGCGGCUCAGAGGAGAAAAUCCUCAAGGAUUUGAGUGAGGAUGAUGAUGAGGAAGAAGACGAGGAUGUGGAUGGAGAAGAUGAGGAAGGUGAGGAAAGAAUAUUCUAUAAUAACAAUGAGGAUGGAGACAAUGACCUUUCAUUUACAGAGCAGCCUCCAGAAGAUGGUGUGGGGCCUGGAGGUUACACCUCAGUCCGUUACAGUGAGUAUGAAUGCUGUGAAAGGAUUGUUAUCAAUGUAUCUGGCCUACGAUUUGAAACCCAAAUGAAGACUUUGGCUCAAUUUCCAGAAACAUUGCUAGGGGACCCAGCAAAACGGGGCAGGUACUUUGACCCCCUCCGGAAUGAAUAUUUCUUUGACAGGAAUAGGCCCAGCUUUGAUGCCAUUUUAUAUUACUAUCAGUCAGGUGGACGCCUAAAAAGGCCAGUCAAUGUGCCGUUUGACAUUUUCAGUGAGGAAGUGAAAUUCUAUGAACUUGGGGAAGAGGCUAUGCUCAAGUUUAGAGAGGAUGAAGGCUUUGUCAAGGAAGAAGAUGACAGGGUCUUGCCUGAAAAUGAAUUCAAAAAACAAGUGUGGCUGCUCUUUGAAUACCCAGAGAGCUCCAGCCCAGCCCGAAUUAUUGCCAUAGUCUCCGUGUUGGUCAUCUUGAUCUCCAUUGUCAUUUUCUGCUUAGAAACUUUGCCAGAGUUUAGAGAUGAAAAAGAGCUCAUUUUGACCCAGAACUUGGAGAAUGUCAAUGAAACCCUUCAGCUGCAAGGUGGAGGGCUUACAGUGUUCAACGAUCCCUUCUUCAUCGUUGAGACUGUCUGCAUCAUUUGGUUCUCCUUCGAGUUUACAGUGCGCUUCUUUGCUUGCCCUAGCAAAGCAGUUUUCUUCAAGAACAUUAUGAACAUCAUAGACAUUGUUUCCAUUUUGCCUUACUUCAUCACCCUGGGUACAGAUUUGGCCCAACAACAGGGCAGUAAUGGUCAACAGGCCAUGUCUUUUGCCAUCCUAAGGAUCAUCCGUCUUGUCAGGGUGUUCCGCAUCUUCAAGCUUUCCAGACACUCCAAGGGUUUGCAGAUCUUGGGUCACACUCUCAGGGCCAGCAUGAGGGAACUGGGGCUCUUGAUCUUCUUCCUUUUCAUUGGAGUAAUUUUGUUUUCCAGUGCUGUUUAUUUUGCAGAAGCAGAUGAGUCUACCACCCAUUUCCAGAGCAUCCCAGAUGCCUUCUGGUGGGCUGUGGUGACCAUGACUACGGUUGGUUAUGGGGACAUGAAACCCAUAACUGUAGGUGGGAAGAUUGUUGGGUCCCUGUGUGCCAUUGCAGGUGUGCUGACCAUCGCAUUACCAGUGCCAGUGAUUGUCUCCAACUUUAACUAUUUUUACCACAGAGAAACUGAUAAUGAAGAACAGACCCAGUUGACACAAAAUGCAGUCAGUUGCCCUUAUCUCCCAACAAUACUCAAGAAAUUCCGAAGUUCAUCGUCUUCUUCCACCGAGGUCAAAUCAGAGUAUCUAGAGAUGGAGGAAGGGGUUAAGGAAUCUCUUUGUAUAAAGGAGAAAAAGGGCCAGGUUACAGGAAAUGGGAAAGAUACCACAAAGCAGAACUGUACAAAUGCAAAAUCUGUCGAAACGGAUGUUUAG